Anopheles merus is the source of this 1550-nucleotide messenger RNA. It is a transcript of the gene La, whose product is annotated as la protein homolog. Bases 117 to 1355 code for a protein of 412 amino acids. Lineage: Eukaryota; Metazoa; Arthropoda; Insecta; Diptera; Culicidae. The transcript is spliced from 3 exons. Gene Ontology annotation, biological process: RNA processing; positive regulation of translation. The record is from RefSeq and is a predicted model, not a curated record. Gene Ontology annotation, cellular component: ribonucleoprotein complex; cytoplasmic stress granule; nucleus. Gene Ontology annotation, molecular function: RNA binding.
UCUUCAACGUGUUCUGAACGCUCACAAACACACCAAACAAGCAUUUUCUUGUUGCCACUUCGCCAGCGCGCACGUGUUAAAUUCCGCAGCGAACGCAUUCUUUUAACAUCAGCACGAUGACCGAAACUGACGUACAAGCGCCCGCCGUGGAGGAGACGAAGCCGGAGGGCAACGAGGAAAACGCCACGGCCACCGUAAGCACCACCGAGGCGGCAAUCAUCCGCCAGCUGGAGUACUACUUCGGCGAUGCCAACCUGGCGAAGGAUAAGUUCAUGAAGGACCAGAUCGCAAAAGACGAAGGAUGGGUGCCGCUCGAUGUGCUGCUCACGUUCAAGCGGCUCAAGUCGCUCAGCGAAGACAAGAAGGUAAUUGUGGACGCAAUCGCCAAAUCGGACGAGGGGCUGGUCGAGGUGAGCGAGGAUCGGGAAAAGUUGCGCCGCCAUCCGGAACGCCCCCUGCCGGAGAUGAACGAGGAGCGGCGGCAGGAAAUCUACGCCCGCACCGUGUACGUGAAGGGGUUCGCACCGCAGAACGGCACGACCAUGAGCGAGCUGGUCGAGUUUUUCGAACCCUUCACCAAAGUGACCAACAUCGUGAUGCGCAAGUACCACGACAAGCCGACGAAGAAGUAUCUGUUUAAGGGCAGCGUGUUCGUGACGUUCGCGGAGAAGGAGCAGUGCGAGAAGUUCCUGGCCCAGGGGCCGCUCAAGUACAAGGGCAAGGAGCUGAUUUGCAAGAUGCAGAACGAUUACUACGAGGCGAAGAAGGUGGAGAUUAAGGAGCGGGCGGAAAAGAUCGAGGAGCGCAAGCGCAAGAAGGAGGAGGGCAACAAUGCGCUGCUCGCGCAGCUGCCAACCGGGGCCUGCGUGUUCAUGGAGGGGCUGGGCAAGGAGACGACCCGCGAAUCGAUCAAGGAAGCGAUCCGUGCGCUCGACGAAACGCUCGAGUUUGCGUACAUCGACUACCAGAAGGGUGAUGCGAGCGGGUACGUGCGCUUUAACAAGCAGGACGCGGGCAAGCAGCUACUCGAGAAGCUAACGGACAAAAAGUUGAAAAUUGAUGAUGCAGAGGUAACGGCCGAACUGCUGGUGGACGAGAAGGAAACCGAAUACCUGAAGAAGAUUGCCGAGGAGCAGGCCAAGCGCAAGGUGAAUGCGAAGAACAAGGGUAGAGGAAACCGGGGCAACAACAACCGCAACCAUCACUCCGGUGGAAACAAUAAGCGCAAGCGGGACAGGAACGCCGAGCAGCAGGAGGACGGUGACGGUGGUGAACCACCGGUCAAGAAGGAUGCCACCGGGAAGGAGGCAACAAAACCGACGGCGGAAAGUGAAGCGAAGGCCGCGGCAGAGUAGAUUCGGCGCGAUACCUGUCGUGUGUGUGUGCGUGCGCUUCCUCACAUUGGACGGGGCGCGUUUUGGAGUGUAUGUAUAAGGACGUCUUUUUAUCUCUACUCGAUAAGCAUAUUUUCUAUGUACUAAUGUAAUUUUAAAGCGGAUUUCUCUCGCCCCGAUGGAAUGGCGAGGCGAGGUGUGUUACUAUAAUAGAGC